Molecule: messenger RNA, 1044 nt
Organism: Dicrocoelium dendriticum
Lineage: Eukaryota; Metazoa; Platyhelminthes; Trematoda; Plagiorchiida; Dicrocoeliidae
Source: the annotation of a GenBank genome assembly
AUGGACAAUCACUCGCUGAUGAAGGUCCAAAUCCAGCGCACAUUGCUUAAUCCCCAAGAUCUUGGGGGACACGGUUCCCACCAAAGUGCCAUCGUCCGUCUUCAUCAGGCUAUUCGACAAUCCGCUUUAUCAGCCCUAGAGAGCGCAGGGCCACUGCUUCGCUCCCCGGUGGUACAUGUUACGGUUUCCGUUCACCGAUUGGUUGUGACACCCUCUGGGCUAAUCCCGUCCGAAAUCCGCAGCGUUUCCGAUUUGGAACGACUGUCGGUUAACACUCGGUUCCCCAUCAAUCAGCUGACCUCAGGUAGCUCUUUGCUGACGCUGUGUCGAUUGGCAGUAACGACUGCCAUUCUGAAUGGGGCCAGAAACAUUUCUGAGUGGAGUUUACUUGAGCCAAUGAUCCAAAUUGAGCUUCGGCUACCCACGGAUACAGGGGAUUCACUAUCAGAAUUCCUCGGCGAUCUUUCCUCGCGCCGUGCUGAAAUUCUCUCCGUAACCACAACUGACUCUAUCAACGGGAACACCGCUUACCAACCAAUGUAUCGCAUCGUCACUGCUUUGGCUCCGUUAGCCGAACUUAUCGGCUAUUCUGCCUCUGUCCGCGGGCUUUCCUCUGGUCGGGCUGACUUGCAUUUGUCUCUGGCAGAAUAUCGCCGCGUGAGCGCCGAGCAUCAGACUCACUUACUCGGGCGUAUCCGUUGGUCUCCGGUAGCUUCGUGAAUGUUGACAUCUGAAACUUUUGAUUUGUCGAUCUUCUCUGCGCCACUCGUCAGUAUGCACUCCUUCGUCAGCUUUGCUUUGUUUCAUCGGCAACUGCCCCACCGUGUGAAAGCGAUUCUCGUAUUUCUCCUUUCAUAACGAUUUACUUCAAUCUCCCCUCUUUUCAGCUGCUUUUGGGCAGCUUGUGAUUUGUGGCGUUUAUGUAAAAAAUAUGGAUUCAUCACUGUUUUAUUCUAUCUUGUUUCCAUGACUGUCUCAAAGCUUCCUGUUUUUCAUGGGACUGUCUCGCGUCCAAAGCUAUUUGAGCAGCAUAAUUCUCUUCUG